Messenger RNA from Diprion similis, 2035 nucleotides. It is a transcript of the gene Nup58, whose product is annotated as nuclear pore complex protein Nup58. NCBI's taxonomy places the organism in Eukaryota, Metazoa, Arthropoda, Insecta, Hymenoptera, Diprionidae. Gene Ontology annotation, biological process: nucleocytoplasmic transport. The coding region runs from base 122 to 1438 and encodes 438 amino acids. Gene Ontology annotation, cellular component: nuclear pore. Gene Ontology annotation, molecular function: structural constituent of nuclear pore. The record is from RefSeq and is a predicted model, not a curated record. The transcript has 7 exons.
GCAACCUUAGUCCUUGAGGUCCUUGAGAAGUAAAGUUCAAGUCGUGCCUUGAAGGUAAUGUUUUGCCAAAACGUAGUAUAGAUUUUUUAUAAGUAUUAGAUUGAAAACACUCGCAAGAAGUAUGUCGAAAUUUGGAUUUGGCACUCCUGCUACCGGCACCACGACAACAACCUUUGGAUUUGGCAACCAAAAACCAGCUCCAGCUUUUUCAACGGCCACACCGUCGUUUGCAGCGACGCCAGCUGCAACUGGCAGCUUAGCCUUCGGUACAGCCACGUCUGGAACAUCAUCUACUCCAAAUUUUGGAUUCGGUAGCACAGCGGGUACUUCGACCACUUCACAAGCCUCAAGGCUUUUCGGAUCUGGAGGAACAGCCAUAACGAGUGUAUCUUCAGGUUUAUUUUCAUCUCCGAUUGUCUCGGCAGCCCCGACUGCUGGCCUUAGUUUUGGUACCCCCGCUGCUACGACAGGACUGAAUUUUGGGACUAGUGUCAGCACUCAACCAACCAGCACUCCAAAUUUUGGAACCACUACAACCACAGGUUCAUCUCUUUUUGGCGCUGCACCUGUCGGUGGUUUGUUUGGUGCUAAAGCGGUGAACUCAGCCGCUCCGGCGGCAACUACUAAUGUCCAGGGGCUUGGCGGCGUUGAUGUUUCUGCCAACAAACCAGGUUCAACUCAAGGAAGUAGUAGCCCAACGGCAGCCAAGGAAAACCUCAUACCCAAUGAACUUACACAAACUAUUGAAAACUUCAAAACAUUUAUCAAGACGCAGAAGUCAUUCACUUCGGACAUAGCUCGGGGUUCUGUUAGGCCUUUAAAUCGCUGCGCCGAAGACACAGCGUCGUUGAUGGAACUCUUAACGACUCUCGCUGGUUCGGUACAGCGAGAUCGUUCCUUGGCAGACAAAUUGAAACAGGAUACAGCAAAAGCUUUACAAAAUGCAGAAAUUGCACAACGAACACACGAUACACCAGCAGGACUGCAAUAUGAGAACAAUGCGCCGUUGCUGUUCUUUAUGGAACUUGCCGAUACUUUUGAACAAGAUUUAUUACUAUUCAGGUCACAGAUAGAAUCCACUGAAAAACAUAUACACACUAUGGUGACACCAAAGACAUUAACUCCACAGGAACUAACAAUGGCGAUGAGCAAGCUUCACGAAUCAUUGAUAGCAGUCGCGGGAAAGCUGCAAGGUGUACAUUCUAAGGUUCAACAUCAAAAAGAACAAUAUCUCAAUUUGAGGAAAUACGUUUUAAAAGAUAGUUCCAACGUAUUCGAAGACAGCAAGUUAAACGGAAAAAUGAGCAGGAUCAACUCUGGAAAAAUCAACAGUGGUCCUACUCCAUUUGGUCCAGGAAACAAAAGUUUUUUAUCCUCAACAAACCUAAAUACCAGCAGACCACCAAACUAUGGAACAGCGAACCCUUUAGGUAAAUAGUGGUCUUGCAGGGAUUUAGUAUGAGGUAGAAAUUAUUACCAAUAUCAAAAGUUGACGGAGAAUGGAUGGAUGUAGUAAAUUGAUGCUAUAGCAAACUUUAAAUUUUGUCGUAAAAAUUAAAUUUGUAAUCUGCUCAUCUUCUAUUUCGUGCCAUUAAUGUACAACGAAAUAAAUAUCGUUGAAUGCGCAUAAAUUAAAAUUGCUGUGACGUAUUUUCGCACAAAUUUCUUUCCGAAAGCAUAGUUAUAGUAUUAAUUUUCCAACGCACCUUUGCUAUUCCGCACUGCAAGCUUUCCGCAGAUUUUGAACUUUGGCACUAAAUAACAAUUAUCGAACAAAAAAAUAGUCAUAAAAUUCACCAAGACUUUGUACAAUUAUUCUUUGCUAUCAACAUAUGAAUUCGUAUACGUUAUUACUUUGCACGUUGUGUUCAUAUACCGAUUUAACAAAACCAGAGUAACUACACAACUCUGCUACAUCCGUUUGCUCUAUAGCUUCAUUAAUUUGACUCCUGUUUUUUCGUUACAUAGCAGUUAUUCAUUUAAGUGUGACAUCCUUGAUUGACAAUUUUACACUGUAGCUAUCACUAAAUAUAUU